Messenger RNA from Meriones unguiculatus (Mongolian gerbil), 4963 nucleotides. Its product is annotated as zinc finger protein 208-like. NCBI's taxonomy places the organism in Eukaryota, Metazoa, Chordata, Mammalia, Rodentia, Muridae. The transcript is spliced from 8 exons. Gene Ontology annotation, biological process: regulation of transcription by RNA polymerase II. The record is from RefSeq and is a predicted model, not a curated record. The coding region runs from base 108 to 4229 and encodes 1373 amino acids. Gene Ontology annotation, molecular function: RNA polymerase II cis-regulatory region sequence-specific DNA binding; DNA-binding transcription factor activity, RNA polymerase II-specific.
GACGUCACGAGGCAGGACUCUGCUCUCUGCUUCCGCGUUCAUUUUUGUUUCUCCAAACUGCGGCUUUCUCUAAUUUGGGACAGUGUCGCUUAAGCUAGGUGCUGGACAUGGAGGAACUUCUGUCAUUCAUAGAUGUAGCCAUUGAUUUCUCUGCAGAUGAGUGUGAAUGCUUGGACUCUGCUCAGUGGAACUUGUAUAAGGAAGUGAUGUUGGAGAAUUACAGUAACCUUGUCUUUCUGGGUCUUGCUCUCUCUAAGCCAUACCUGGUCACAUUUCUGGAGCAAAGUACAGAGCCUUGGAGUGUGAAGAAUGAAGCAGUAUCUGCCAUUCAUUCAGGAUCAAAAACCUAUCAAUGUAAAGACCGUGGGAAGGUCUUUGAUAGGAACUCAGUCCUUAUUCAACAUAAAAGAAUUCAUACUGGAGAGAGACUCUGUGCAUGUGAAGAAAGUGGCAAACCUUUUAACUAUUCUUCCAGCUUUAAACAGCACCAGAGAAUUCACACUGGAGAGAAACCCUACAAAUGCAAAGAAUGUGGCAAAGCUUUUAACUGUUCUUCCAGCCUGAACCAGCACCAACAAAUUCAUAGAGGAGAGAAACUCUAUAAAUGCGAUGACUGUGGGCAGGCCUUUAGCUGUUCUUCUUAUCUGUAUAAGCAUCGGCGAAUCCAUACUGGCAUGAAACCCUACAAAUGCAAGGAAUGUGGCAAGGCCUUUUACUGUUCUGUAAACCUUAUUUACCACCAGAGAACGCAUACUGGAGAGAAACCAUAUGAAUGUGAUGAGUGUGGGAAAGCCUUUAGCAUUUGUUUAACUUUCAUGAAACACCAGCAAAUACAUAGGGGAGAAAAUCCCCCCUAUAAACGCAAAGAAUGCAAGAAAAUCUUUAAUAAUUGUUAUAAUUUAAUUCAACACCAAAAUAUUCAUCCUGGAGUGAAACCAUACACAUGUAAAGAAUGUGGCAAAUCCUUUAACUAUUCUUCCCGCCUUAAGCAGCAUCAAAGUAUUCAUACCAGAGAGAAACCCUACAAAUGUGAAGUCUGUAGCAAAGAUUUUAAGUGUUCUUCAUAUCUGGGUAAGCAUCAAAAGAUCCAUACUGAAGAGAAACCCUACAAAUGUGAAGUAUGUGGCAAAACUUUUAAGUGUUCUUCAUAUCUGGGUAAGCAUCAAAGAGUCCACAGUGGAGAGAAACCUUACAGAUGUGAAGAAUGUGGUAAACCCUUUAGCAUUUUUUCAACUUUUAUGAAACACCAGCAAACACAUAGUAGAGAAAAACCCUAUAAAUGUAAAGAAUGUGAGAAAGCCUUUAGUAAUUUUUAUAAUUUAAUUCAACACCAAAAAAUACAUACUGGAGAGAAACCCCAUGCAUGUGAAGAAUGUGGCAAAUCUUUUAAUUAUUCUUCCCGCCUUAAGCAGCAUCAAAGUAUUCAUACCAGAGAGAAACCCUAUAAAUGUGAAGUGUGUGGCAAAGCUUUUAAGUGUUCUUCAUAUCUGAGCAAGCAUCACAGAAUCCAUACUGGAGAGAAACCCUACAAAUGUGAAGAAUGUGGCAAAGCUUUUAAAUGUUCUUCAUAUCUGGUUAAACAUCAAAGAGUCCAUACUGGAGAGAAGCGCUACAGAUGUGAAGAGUGUGGCAAACCUUUUACUAAUUGUUCAGGCCUUAUUGUUCACCGGAGAGUUCAUACUGGAGAGAAACCCUACAAAUGUGAAAAAUGUGGCAAAGCCUUUAGUGUUUUCACAACGCUCUCUAGACAUCAGAGAAUUCACUUUGGAGAGAAACCUUACAACUGUGAUGAAUGUGGAAAGACAUUUAAUAUUCAUUCAAUGCUGUCAAAACAUCAGAGAAUUCAUACCAGAAAGAAACCCUACAAAUGCAAAGACUGUGGCAAAGCCUUUAAUUAUACUUCAAGUCUUGCUCAACAUGAAGAAUUUCACACUGGAGAGAAACCCUACAAAUGUGAACAAUGUGUCAAAGCCUUUCAAAAUUGUUCAAACUUUACUCAAAACUGCAGAAUUCAUUGUAGAGAAAAAUCCAGAUUAUUCCAAACACUGUUGCAAACGCUUCCAUAUUGGGCCAGUGUCCGGUCUUUUUGGCGCCCUGGUAGCAUCUCUGACAUGGAGGGACUGCUCUCCUUCACAGAUGUGGCCAUUGAUUUCUCUGCAGAGGAGUGUGAAUGCCUGGACCUUGCCCAGUGGAAUUUGUAUAGGGAUGUGAUGUUGGAGAAUUACAGCAAUCUUGUAUUCCUGGGUCUUAGUUUCUCUAAGCCAUACUUGAUCACAUUUCUUGAGCAAAGUAAAGAGCCCCAGAAUAUGAAGGGACCAGCAACGGUAGCUCUAUACCCAGGAAUAAAACCUUAUGAAUUUAACGAAUGUGGCAAGACCUUUCCUUCGAACUCACUUCUUAGUCAACACCAUACAAUUAAUCCUGGAGAAAAACUUUACAAAUGUGAUGAAUGUGGCAAGACCUUUAAUGUCCGCUCAACACUCUAUAAACACCAUAGAAUUCAUACUGGAGAGAAACCCUACAAAUGUAAAGAAUGUGGCAAAGCUUUUACAUGUUCUUCAAGCCUUAACCAACACCAUAGAAUUCACACUGGUGAGAAACCUUACAAAUGUGAAUGUGGCAAAGCUUUUAAUAAUUCUUCAGCUCUUACUCAGCACCAAAGAACUCAUACUGGAGAGAGACCAUACAAGUGUGAAGAAUGUGGCAAGGCCUUUAACAAUUGCUCAGCCCGUACAAGACACCAAAGGAUCCAUACUGGAGAAAGACCCUAUAGGUGUGCACACUGUGGCAAGACCUUUAAUUUUCCCACAUCACUUUCUCAACACCAGAGAAUUCAUACUGGAGAGAAACCCUAUAAAUGUGAAGAGUGUGGCAAAGCAUUUAAUUGUUCUUCUCAUCUUAAACAACACCGUAUUAUUCAUACUGGAAAGAAACCCUACAAAUGUAAAGAAUGUGGCAAGGCUUUUAACUGUUCUUCAAGCCUUAACCAACACCAUAGAAUUCACACUGGUGAGAAACGCUACAUAUGUGAGGAAUGUGGUAAAGCCUUUAACAAUUGUUCAGCUCUUACUCAACACCAAAGAAUUCAUAGCGGAGAGAAACCAUACAAGUGUCAAGAAUGUGGUAAGGCCUUUUAUAAUUGCUCAGCCCUUUCUCGACACCAAAAAAUUCAUACAGGAGAAAAACCCUACAAAUGUGGAGAUUGUGGCAAGGCUUUUAUUUUUCGCUCAUCACUUUCUCAGCACCAGAGAAUUCAUACUGGAGAAAAACCCUACAAAUGCAAGGAAUGUGGCAAAGCCUUUAACUGUUCUUCACACCUUAACCAACAUGGAAGAAUUCACAGUGGAGAGAAACCUUAUAAAUGUGAAGAGUGUGGCCAGAUGUUCAUCUGUUCUUCAUACCUACAUAAGCAUCAGAAGAUUCAUAGUAUUGAGAAACUGUAUGAAUGCAAAGAAUGUGGUAAAACGUUUAGCUGUUCUUCAUAUCUUAAGUAUCAUCAGAGAUUUCAUACUGGCGGGAAAUCCUACACAUGCAAAGAAUGCAACAAAACCUUUAGGUCAUCUUCAUACCUUAGGAAUCAUCAGCGAUUUCAUACUGGAGAGAAACCCUACACAUGCAAAGAAUGUGGCAAAGCAUUUGUUAGUUCUUCAAGCCUUCUUGUACACCAAAGAAUUCACACUGGAGAGAAACCGUACAAAUGCAAAGAAUGUGGCAAGGCCUUUAGGUGUUCUUCAUAUUUUAAGUAUCAUCAAAGACUUCAUACUGGAGAGAAACCAUUUAUAUGCAAGGAAUGUGGAAAGGCCUUUGCUAAAUCUUCAUGUCUUAUUCUACACCAAAGAAUUCAUACUGGUGAAAGGCCCUACAAAUGUGCAGAAUGUGGCCAGGCAUUUAUCUGUUCUUCAUACCUGAGGAAGCACCAGAGAAUCCAUUCUGUUGAGAAACCAUAUACAUGUGAAGUAUGUGGCAAAGCUUUUAGCAUUUACUCAGCCUUCAUUCAACACCGGAGAAUUCAUACUGGAGAAAAACCUUAUAAAUGCAAGGAAUGUGGAAAAACAUUUAAUUAUCGUUCAGCCCUAAUUAAACAUCAAAGAAUUCAUACUGGAGAGAAACCUUACACAUGCAGAGACUGCAGUAAAGCCUUUAAUAAUAGCUCAAGCCUUCUUCGACAUCAACGAAUUCAUAAUAGAAUUGAAACCCUAGAAAUUCAAGGAAUAUGGCAAGGCCUUUAAUAAGAGUUAACUCUUAGCUCCAAAAACUCAUACUAGUGAGAAACAGUGGAAUGGAAAAAAGGUGACUAAUUAAUAAAUGUUCUAUACAUAUACAAUAUUAAAAACUCACGCAUGAAAGAAACCCUACAAGUUCCAAUAGUGUUGCAAGUCUCUUAAGUCUUCUUCAUGUCUUUCUUGACAGCAGAGAAUUUGUAUUUGGAAACCCUACAAAUAUACAUAAUGUAUCAGGGUUUUUAAUGAGUGUGCACUCUUCAUCAAUCAGUUUAGGCUUCAUAGAAAUCUUAUCUGUUUCUUGGCUUGGGGAAGAAUGCUGUCCAGUAUGUGUGAGCAUAUCGGAAGACGUUGUCUAAAUAUAAAGAGUAGAGCAUUUUAAUGAGUAUGAGAAUUACUGUAGAUGACAAAUCUUAGGAAUAUAUAGAAGAAUGUAAAAAUGAAACAAACAUUGCUUAUAAAGUAGGGGCAUUAUUUGACAUGGUAGAAAUAAAUCAUCACAGACAUCAGAAUAGUGUGCACAGUUUAUCUCAGUAAGGAUAUGAAUUUGUUAAUGAAGCUGUAUUUACUAUGUAUCCUUGUUUGAAAAUGGAAGUUAGCAUAACUCUCAGAUUGUAUUAAAAGAAUAAAACUAGUUCCUGUUUGAUUUUAGUCUAGUUUUUUUUCCUCAGAUAACAUAUAGUAGAUACAAAAUAGAGAUUGUGUGUGAAGCUUACUUUAAAUAAACCAAUUUGAGCAGUUCA